Messenger RNA from Chrysoperla carnea, 795 nucleotides. RefSeq lists its product as uncharacterized. NCBI's taxonomy places the organism in Eukaryota, Metazoa, Arthropoda, Insecta, Neuroptera, Chrysopidae. The coding region runs from base 1 to 795 and encodes 264 amino acids. The transcript has 2 exons. The record is from RefSeq and is a predicted model, not a curated record. Gene Ontology annotation, biological process: regulation of DNA-templated transcription. Gene Ontology annotation, molecular function: DNA-binding transcription factor activity.
AUGGCGUCUUCAAGAAAACGUACCCUCAACGUUAUUCAAGUAUCUGAUGAUUCAGAUACUUCAAGUGUUGAUUAUAUAGAAAGUGAAUUUUCUAAAACAAAACGAAAUAGACAAACACGUAGCAAAAGAUACUCAGAAACAUCAAUAUCUAGUUCAAGGUCAAAUAAUUGUCUUAAUAAAAAUGCACAAAUGGCGCGUGAAAAUCGUAUUAGAAAAAAAAUGUAUGUUGAAAAUUUGGAAAAUGAUAUACAAAGAUUUAAAAAAGAAAAUGAAAUUAUGCAAACAAAAUUGGAAAAUAAAGAUUCCAUUAUAAACGAAUUAAAGCUUGAAGUUAAAUAUUUGAAAAGUAUCUUAUCAAAUUCCAAAGAAAUUGGAUUGUUACUCAAUAAUAUUACACGCAGUUCAGGGCUACCAGUGACGACAUCACUUAAAGCACGUGAAAAUUUAUUAGAUACUAUAUGGAAUGAAUCUGAUUCAACAAUGUUUCAAACAGAAUCGAAUUCUAUUUAUUGUAAUGAUUUAUUUCCUGAAACCCUGACAUCAUUUGAUAGUGUGUUCGAUUUAAGUUUGGAAGAACCUCAAACAGAAAUAUUAUCACCUACUUUAUCAGAUCAUAGAUACUCGUCAGAUACUCAGGUUUCCGAAGAUGAUGUUGGUGUUUGUUUGCAUGUGUCUGGAAAAAGAGUAGCUCUUGAAUUUUGUUCAAAAUGUAAUUCAAAUGCUCAAGAUGCUUGGAAACGUGAAAAAAAAGAUUUAUUAAAUGCCACAAUGAACAGUUCUUUAAAGGCUUUGUAA